Cotesia glomerata is the source of this 1274-nucleotide messenger RNA. RefSeq names its product cyclin-dependent-like kinase 5 (gene Cdk5). The coding region runs from base 107 to 1006 and encodes 299 amino acids. The transcript has 6 exons. The record is from RefSeq and is a predicted model, not a curated record. Gene Ontology annotation, cellular component: nucleus; cytoplasm. NCBI's taxonomy places the organism in Eukaryota, Metazoa, Arthropoda, Insecta, Hymenoptera, Braconidae. Gene Ontology annotation, molecular function: ATP binding; cyclin-dependent protein serine/threonine kinase activity. Gene Ontology annotation, biological process: axonogenesis; neuron apoptotic process; synaptic vesicle transport.
CCAAUGUCAGAUGAUUCGAGUUUCGAGUUAUAGUUUUAACCUCUGCCACAGCAGAGCAGCGCUAACCACUGUGCGUGUGUUCCGCACCCGUGGAACGCUUUGAAAUAUGCAAAAAUAUGAAAAACUUGAGAAAAUAGGAGAAGGCACUUACGGGACUGUUUUCAAAGCUAAAAACCGGGAGACUCAUGAGAUUGUUGCCUUGAAACGUGUACGCUUGGACGAUGAUGACGAGGGUGUACCGUCGUCGGCAUUACGUGAAAUUUGUUUGCUCAAAGAGCUUAAACAUAAAAAUAUAGUACGACUUUACGAUGUACUUCACAGUGAUAAAAAAUUAACUCUAGUAUUUGAACAUUGUGAUCAGGACCUUAAAAAAUAUUUUGAUAGCCUAAAUGGUGAAAUUGAUUUAGAUGUUGUCAAAUCAUUCUUAUAUCAAUUAUUACGUGGACUAGCAUUCUGUCAUAGUAAAAAUGUAUUACAUAGAGACCUCAAGCCACAAAAUUUGCUCAUCAAUAAGAAUGGUGAGCUGAAACUUGCGGAUUUCGGAUUGGCAAGGGCAUUCGGCAUUCCAGUUAAGUGUUACUCUGCAGAAGUUGUGACGUUAUGGUACCGUCCACCCGACGUAUUAUUUGGAGCUAAACUUUACACGACGUCAAUAGACAUGUGGAGCGCGGGAUGCAUAUUCGCUGAAUUAGCGAACGCAGGACGACCCUUGUUCCCCGGAUCGGACGUCGACGAUCAGCUGAAAAGAAUAUUCAAAAUGUUGGGUACACCUACUGAGGAAACGUGGCCAGACCUCACUACUCUUCCAGAUUAUAAAGCUUUCCCCCAGUACCAUCUUACGCAAGGGUUAGCCCAAGUUACUCCAAAACUCCCAACCAGAGGCAAAGACUUACUUCAGAGAUUAUUAGUAUGUAAUCCAGCGCUGAGAUUAUCAGCAGACGAAGCGAUGGCACAUCCUUACUUCAACGACUUAAACCCUGCCAUUAAAAAUGACCGAUGUCAGUAGCAGGUCAUCGUUUAGUUACCAUCAGCUUCGACUUACAGCGACCAAGACCAAAAUACACUCCAGGAAAGAUUAUUUAUUAUAUUAAUAAUAAUGAUAAUAAUAUUAAAACUAAAACUAAAAAUAAAAAUAAAAAUAAAUUAAUGAAUUAAUCAACUAAACAAAUACUUACGCUCAAGUGCGUCCGUAAAAUUAUGAAAUAUAUUCGCGAGUCUUAUUUUGUAUGCAAUUGUCCAAAACUAUUCAAUAAAUUAUCGAUUUUACCACGUAA